Messenger RNA from Manihot esculenta (cassava), 643 nucleotides. Its product is annotated as photosystem I reaction center subunit V, chloroplastic. Lineage: Eukaryota; Viridiplantae; Streptophyta; Magnoliopsida; Malpighiales; Euphorbiaceae. The record is from RefSeq and is a predicted model, not a curated record. Gene Ontology annotation, cellular component: chloroplast thylakoid membrane; photosystem I. Bases 65 to 520 code for a protein of 151 amino acids. The transcript has a single exon. Gene Ontology annotation, biological process: photosynthesis.
AUCCUCUUCUCCUCUUCACAAACAACACCAUCUCUCUCUUAAUUUUCCUCUGAAUCCACCGCCAAUGGCAACCUCCACCUUGUUCCUCACACCCACGGUCCAAAAGCACCGCCACAACCUCUCCCCGUUUCAAGGCCUUAGACCCAUCACCCAGGCCAAAACCUCCCUGCUCAAGUUCACCACCACCACCAACUCAAGGAGGAGCUUCGGCGUGAAAGCAGAGCUAAGCGCCCCACUAGUGAUCAGCCUGAGCACAGGACUGUCUCUGUUCCUGGGAAGAUUUGUGUUCUUCAACUUCCAGAGAGAGAACGUGGCAAAGCAAGGGUUGCCGGAGCAGAACGGAGUGACCCAUUUUGAGGCCGGAGAUGUGCGUGCCAAGGAGUAUGUUAGCCUCUUGAAAUCAAACGAUCCGGUUGGGUUCAAUAUCGUUGAUGUUCUUGCAUGGGGCUCGAUUGGCCACAUCGUUGCUUACUAUAUCUUGGCCACCACCAGCAAUGGCUAUGAUCCUAAGUUCUUCUAGUUUCCUUCCUACUUUGUAUAUUUUUCUUCAUGUUCUGUUGAAGCUUCAAACCUUUCAAUGGCUUCUUUAUUAUUCAUUAUGAAUUAAUUAUUACUUAGUUAAAAAAAUAGUCACUGAAAUCAA